Molecule: messenger RNA, 2036 nt
Organism: Myxozyma melibiosi
Lineage: Eukaryota; Fungi; Ascomycota; Lipomycetes; Lipomycetales; Lipomycetaceae
Product: major facilitator superfamily protein
Exons: 6
Coding region: 333-2030 (565 amino acids)
Biological process (GO): transmembrane transport; intracellular polyamine homeostasis
Cellular component (GO): plasma membrane
Molecular function (GO): polyamine transmembrane transporter activity
Source: RefSeq, a predicted model, not a curated record
CCGAUAUCGGCAUCGGAUAGCGUAGACACGAAUAAAGUUUGCGUAGGUCCGCUAACCCCGAGGUAGAGCACAGCAGUUGCCCACCUCGACCGCCUCGGACAAGACUCCGAUAUCGCGCUAGAACGGAAAUGUGCAGUUUGCUAGCGCACCGCUUCAAAGACUCAUUCCUUGGUUUUUCCCUCUGGUUGACGAAGGAGGCUUCUGUUGAAAAGAAAGAGUCAUAAGAUGUCGAGUUAUUGAGACUGAGUUGAACUGGCUUAUGCGAGCUCAAAGUGUUUUUUGAAUAAUAAUUGACAGCUCCAGGUUUCCAUUGUUUGAUUGUUUGAGCUAUCAUGACGACGCCUUCAAAGUCCCCGACUGGGACGCAAACUACGAGCGAAAAGCCAGCGGCGCAAUUCGACAAACCGAACACAUACACUGCCAGCGACACGAGCAAGCCGGAGUCUCUGUAUACCGCAAACUCCAGGGAUGUAGGGGACGAGAUGCUCGACAUCGAGGGCUCUGCGCCGCCUGCUAUUGCACUCGAACCCGCGUCGUCGCGUGUCCUGGACGUUAUUGGAUCCCAGGUUUCGCGGCCGGGCGAGGACUAUCCGGAGAACGAGGACGGGAAUCCUAAGAAGAAGCCGAAGCGAAGGACACCGAUUGGAACACUGCAUAAGUUUUGCUACAUCAAGGAGCUCGAAAACCCGUACGAGUACUCUCCGCUUGUGAAGAAUUUGCUGGUCUUUAUUUUCGCGUUCGCGGGCAUGGUGCCGGCUAUGGGUUCUGCUGUGUUUUAUCCUGCGGUCAAUGAUAUCGCGUCGGAGUUCAAUACGGAUCUCACGGUUAUUAAUUUGUCAGUCGGAUUCUAUAUGAUUUCAUUGGGUGUAUUUCCAUUAUGGUGGAGUUAUUUCUCAGAAACAGGCGGUAGAAGAGGUGUAUAUCUCGUCUCCUUCCUUCUCUUUGCACUGUUCAACGUGGGAUGUGCAAAGUCGACGAGUAUAGGUAUGCUGAUAGCAUUCCGAAUUCUCGCGGGUGGUGCCGCUGCCUCUUCACAGACCGUGGGCGCGGGUGCGAUUGGCGAUAUCUAUAUCCCGACCGAGAGAGGCAGGGCCAACAGUUAUUUCUAUCUUGGGCCAUUGUGCGGACCCAUGAUUGCUCCGAUUAUUUCUGGUGCAUUGGUUGACAGAUGGGGAUGGCGAUCGACGCAAUAUUUCCUGAUCAUAAUCGGUCUCUCGUCAUGGCUCAUGAUGUUCCUUUUCCUUCCCGAGACCUUACGGCCGCAGGUUGUUCCUGCGCAUAUCGCAGAGAAAAGAGCAGCGAUGAAGGAAGCAGGAAAAGCAAAGUACUAUCUGAAAGAGACAUGGGAGUUUUUCAUUGGUCCGUUUAAGGCAUUUCUGUUGCUUCGGCAUCCGAGUUUUCUGUUCGCAAUCAGCUAUAACAGCUUUACGUACGGAUGUUUAUAUAUGAUCAACAACACUAUCCCAGAUUUCUUCACAUUACCGCCGUACAAUUUCAGCUCGAUCAUCACUGGCUUGAUGUAUCUACCCAACGGCUUGGGAUACAUGUGCGGCAGUAUAAUCGGUGGCCGAUGGAGCGACCAUAUUAUCAAGAAAUCCGUGAAGAAAAACAACGGCACUCUUGUGCCUGAAGCACGACUUGCAGAGAACAUGGUGUUUGCCGGUAUAGUCGUUUGCGCGGGCAUGAUUCUCUACGGAUGGACGGCGGAUAAGCGUCUGUUUUGGUUUGUUCCUAUCAUUGGAACGUUUAUGUUUGGCUUUGGCUCGCUCAUCAUUUUCACGACCACGUUGACAUUCCUGGUAGACUCCAUGCCGAAGCGCAGGAGUGCAGCCGCCUCGAUCAACACGUUCAUUCGCUGCAUCACCGCCGGCGUGAGUACGUUCAUCACCGUCCCGCUCGAGAACGCGAUGGGCAUCGGAUGGCUGUUCACAAUGAUUAUGUUUAUGGGUCUGAUUUUUCUGGCGUUGCAGUUUUAUGUGAAGAAGAAGGGACCGGAGUGGCGGGCAAAGAUGAAUAUGGAAGUUGGCUAGUCUUGG